AUGGCCCCAUCACCGCCCAAGAAGAUCCGGAAACAACCCGGAAGCUUGGGGCAGGGACGUCACACAGGGUUCUCGGUGUGGGCGGGGCUUGUCCCUAAGACUCCUGGGAGAUGGAGUCCGGGAGCCGGGGCGCCGCGGGGCUUUCUGGGAACUGUAGUUCUCAGCCGUGCUCUCAGCGGGCCGGGAGGGUGCGCGUCGCUCGGAGAGGCCACCUCCCCUGUGCCGGAGGGACGCGCGACUGCGCGCGUUGUGCCAGCCCGCGAAGGAGGCCAAGGCCGUGUAGAGCCGGGUGCCGCCCCGGGAGGCAAGUUCCUGUGUGAGGCUGAAAUCGGGCCCGUCUGCCAGCCCAGCGUCUGCGCAGCUGCGGCCCGGGCGGGACCGGGAGGCCGAGCGGCCGCGUGCCCGCCGCUCUGGAACCGCGAACCUGGCCUACAGCGUUCCAGCCUGAGGUUUUGGAAGAAGACCCGCGCGAAGGAGUAUAUCCUGAAGCCGCUGAGGUCGAAGCCACCUGUGGUUGCUUUACCAGGGAAAUUUAGGAUUAAGGGACGCACGGUAGCACAGAAGAAUGGGCUCCCCGGCCCCAGGCUUCGCAGACUCAAGCGCUGGCUCUGUGGCCUGCUGGAACUACUAUGCCUGCCUCACCUUGCUCAUGUUCAAAAUAUGCGUAACGUCGCGGACGUCUUCGUUAGGGUUCCACCGACUGAGUACAUUCCUGUACAGCUUGACAGCAGUGGCUCCCAGAUAAGCACUCGGCAUUAGUCUUCAUUCACUCCAGUGUUAGGAGUUAUUAAAUAAGAUCUGAGCAUUUUGCUCUUUGCGCUUCUAUGUGUUUUAAAUUUCUUAGUAGUUUUGUGCAGUAAGUGGAAAUGAGGAAACACUCAGGCUAAAUGACUGCCCUGUGUUCGGGGAACAAGUAGCGCCCUUGGGGCUACAAGUCUCGUCUAAUGGAUCA
Messenger RNA from Zalophus californianus (California sea lion), 952 nucleotides. RefSeq lists its product as uncharacterized. The record is from RefSeq and is a predicted model, not a curated record. Lineage: Eukaryota; Metazoa; Chordata; Mammalia; Carnivora; Otariidae. Bases 1 to 759 code for a protein of 252 amino acids. The transcript has 3 exons.